UUUGUGCUCCAGGCGAUCUCGGUCUCAUAGGUCCGUUCCUUCUAGCUCUAACAUUCCAAAUUUUGGAAUGUGGAACCAUUUAAGAGCAAUUGAAAACACUGCAGAAGUGUUUAAGAUAAACUUUAUUUUUCCAAAUGGAGACAAGUAUGAUGGCGAUUGUACAAGAACACCUUCUGGAAUCUUUGAGAGAAAUGGAAUAGGUAUUCAUACCACUCCUAAUGGGAUUGUCUACAGAGGAAACUGGAAAGAUGACAAGAUGAAUGGUUUUGGAAGACUUGAACAUUUUUCUGGAGCAGUAUAUGAAGGACACUUUAAAGACAAUAUGUUUCAUGGACUGGGGACUUAUACGUUCCCAAAUGGGGCAAAGUACACGGGAAAUUUCAAUGAAAAUAGGGUGGAAGGUGAAGGACAAUACACUGACAUCCAAGGACUAGAAUGGUGUGGUAACUUUCACUUCACAGCUGCUCCAGGCCUGAGACUAAAGCUCCACAUGUAGAUAAUCUGCAUUAAAGUUUUAAUGUGCUAGUUGAAGCUUUUAGUUGUAAGGAAAACAAGUCUGUCAUCUGAAAUAACCUCAUACACCAUCUCUCUAUUAUUAAUUUUGCCAAU
Molecule: messenger RNA, 609 nt
Organism: Pteronotus mesoamericanus
Lineage: Eukaryota; Metazoa; Chordata; Mammalia; Chiroptera; Mormoopidae
Gene: MORN2
Product: MORN repeat containing 2
Exons: 5
Coding region: 68-496 (142 amino acids)
Source: RefSeq, a predicted model, not a curated record